Erythranthe guttata (spotted monkey flower) is the source of this 568-nucleotide messenger RNA. NCBI's taxonomy places the organism in Eukaryota, Viridiplantae, Streptophyta, Magnoliopsida, Lamiales, Phrymaceae. The record is from RefSeq and is a predicted model, not a curated record.
AUGAGAGUUUUUUUCAUAAUUAGGUCUUACAAGUGGCUAACGAACGAGCUAACCAGAGUCGAUCGGACAGAGACACCAUGGCUAAUCGUAGUUAUGCAUUGUCCGAUGUAUAGCAGUUACGUUCAUCACUAUAUGGAAGGAGAAACCAUGCGAGUUAUGUACGAACAGUGGUUCGUCGAGUACAAAGUCGAUGUAGUAUUUGCUGGUCACGUCCAUGCAUACGAACGAUCUGAACGGAUAUCGAACAUAGCAUACGAUGUGGUGAAUGGGUUGUGCACACCUGUCAGAAAUGAAUCUGCUCCGGUUUACAUCACUAUUGGAGAUGGAGGAAAUCAAGAGGGCCUAGUCACGGAGAUGACGGAGCCGCAGCCGAGUUAUUCUGCUUAUCGAGAAGCGAGUUACGGCCACGGCAUUUUUGAUAUUAAAAACAGGACGCAUGCCUACUUCGGUUGGCAUCGUAAUCAAGAUGUAUUUGCUGUUGAAGCUGACUCUAUGUGGUUUCGAAAUAGGUACUGGAAAUCCUUGCAAGAGUUAAGAACACAAAAUUAUAUAAACAUGUGAAGAUUGU